Messenger RNA from Melanaphis sacchari, 2127 nucleotides. Its product is annotated as activating signal cointegrator 1 complex subunit 2-like. The transcript is spliced from 12 exons. Bases 130 to 2082 code for a protein of 650 amino acids. Gene Ontology annotation, molecular function: ubiquitin binding. Gene Ontology annotation, biological process: regulation of DNA-templated transcription. The record is from RefSeq and is a predicted model, not a curated record. NCBI's taxonomy places the organism in Eukaryota, Metazoa, Arthropoda, Insecta, Hemiptera, Aphididae.
GACUAAUGAGUUUUGAGUUAAUAUUAUUAAAAUUGCGUAUACCUUCUAUAAAAUUACUUCCCGUACUUGCAGUUAUAAAUAUUAAACAUUUUGUUUUGUCUCAGUGGUCAAAGCAAAACAAACACCUAAAUGGCUAUCGAGGAUGAAAAAUUGGCAAUUAAAAGACAAUUUUUGGGAUAUAUUCAUCCAUUAAAAUCUAUCACUAAUGAUUUGGAUCAAAAAGAAUGUUGGAUAGAACAGAUGAAGUACUUGAUUUUAGACUUUAAAACUCUUCUCAAUUUAUCAUUUAAAGAAUUUUGGUCUACAGUUGUUUUUAACAAGCAAGCUACUAUGGGGUUAUGUACAUUUUUUCAAGAAGGUGCUCCUCCUCACUUAAUGGAUCAACUUCCACAGGAUGACGAUAUGUUAAUCAUUUACCACGAAAUUAAUCAUUUUGCAUAUGAAUUAUUUAAACGGCUUACAACAUCAACUGAAAAUGAAGAGAAUUAUAUGUCACCUCAUCAUAUGUGGAGCUUGUUAUAUAAUAAUAAUAUCAUAAGUAUUACCAUGUUGUUUGAUAUAUGUUCUAUUUAUGGCCAGUCACAUAAAAAACAAUUAGAAAUAAUUUUCAAAGAAUUGUUUACUUGUGAAAAAUUAUAUGAAGAAAAAUUAAAACACUUAAUUAAAUUAACAAUUAAAUGUUUAAAAGAGUUUCAAGAUAAAAUCGAAUUAGAUAUGAGCUGUAAUGAUGACAUAAUAUGUCAAAGAAAUAAAACUUCUACUAACAUUGAAGAAACAAAUCUUUGUAUGAUUGAAGAUGAUAUUAAUUUUUUAUUAGACACAUCAUAUAGUAUUUCAAAUUUUUUGGAAAUUUAUCCAAUGGCCUCUAUAUUUUUCUAUCAAGAUAAAUUACAUCUUAAGAUAGCUUCUUUUUAUCAUAAUAUAAAACCUCUAGUUUAUAAAAAAGUAAUUGCUAUAAAUAAAUUAGAAAAAUUUCAAGAAAAACUACAUGCAUCAAGAACAUUAUUCAUAAAAACUGUUCGACAAUGUUUAAUUCCUAUAACUACCCAAAUUACAAAUGGAUCAGAGAAUGCAAUAGAAGAAUAUUUAGAUGUUAUCAUUGAGCUAUUAGUGUACGAUGAAUUUGUCAAUGACUUUAUUGUUGCCUAUAAUUUAAUUGAUGAUAUAAAGGAAUAUCAACAAUUAAACAAAAAAAUAGACUCAAUAAAAUAUGAUUAUUUAUUAAAAUCAUUAGAAUUAAUUAAUAAACCCUAUGCUGAACUUAAAGAAAAUGAAUUACAAGAACAACAGUUGGAGAUACAAACCAAUAGUACAAAUAUGGAAAAUGCCAUAUUUCAGUCUCUUAUAAAUAAUGUAAAAGAUAUAUUGCCCCAUUUAAAGGAUGGAUUUAUUCUGAAAUGUCUAAGAUAUUAUAAUAUGGAUUCUGAAAAAGUUAUAAAUACAGUCUUGGAAAAUAAUCUUCCGUCAGAACUUGCUCAGUAUAAUUCAAAUCUCUCUUCUAUGUCAGAGUAUGAGAAUAAUGCUACUGAUUAUGACCCUACAAUUAAUGGAUGUAUGAAACUUGAAAAUCUCUGCCUCUUAGACGAUAAAUCUUUCCGAAAUGAAAUGCGGCCAUUUUAUGAAAAAUAUAAUUUAACUGAAAUGACAAGUUCUGAAUUAAAGUCAUAUUAUAAUGAUGAAAAUGAAACUUCAAGGGAACUUGAGUAUGCCUUACCAGAGCCAGAAGACGAAAAUAAAAAGAGAAGGCCCGAUGUUAUACCAAGGGUUUUAAUCGAGAAAAAAGCUAUAACUGAAUGUAUACAAGAAGAGUCUUCAGAUGACGAAUCACAGCAACUAUUAAAUUUUGAACCAUUCUGUGAAAAUCCUGAAGAUGUCCGAAAACAAAAAGCUAAAAGAUAUGCUUUAAAGCAAUCUGAUAAAUUCAAUCAAAGUAAACCAAAAGUAGCUUCUUCCGUAUCAGCUACCUCAUCCAAGUCAAAUGAUGAGUUGAACAGGCAAAGAAAAAAUGAAAAGAAAGCAUUCAGUGGGAAUCAUAACAGAAGAAAUGCUGCAAGAAACAAACAAUCAAAAGGAAUGUUUUGAUGCUUCUGUGCCUUAUAUUUUCAUUUUAGAAUAAUUCUACUUAUA